CGUGUACAGGCGGAGGCGGGGCCCAGCUGCGUACUCGUUCCGGUCUUGGUGGUUGUUGUUGGUGACGGAGACAAAUUUAAACAUCUAAAAAGACUUGAUUAGAAAAUCAAAUUCAUGAAGUGAAGACCACGCGACAUCAUCGCUGGCAGGGAGCAGGUUUUUUUUUUUUUUUAACGUUGUCAGAUGAACUGAGCACUGUCCGACCGUCCUUGUUGCCAUGAGUAACAGCCACCCGCUGCGUCCCUUCACCUCGGUGGCAGAGAUCGACCACGUGCACAUCCUGUCAGAGCACGUGGGCGCGCUGAUCCAGGGAGAGGAGUACAGCGACGUCACCUUCAUUGUGGAGAAGAAGCGCUUCCCCACUCACAGGGUCAUCCUGGCCGCACGCUGCCACUACUUCAGAGCUCUGCUGUAUGGAGGGAUGAAGGAGUCACAGCCCCAGGCAGAGAUCCCUCUAGAGGACACCACAGCCGAGGCGUUCAGCAUGCUGCUGCAGUACAUCUACACGGGGCGCGUGUCCAUGAGCAGCGAGCGCGAGGAGGUGCUGCUCGACUUCCUGAGCCUGGCGCACCGCUACGGGUUCGAGCAGCUGGAGGACUCCACCUCGGAGUACCUGCGCACCAUCCUCAACACGCAUAACGUGUGCCUCAUCUUCGACGUGGCCAGCCUCUACUCCUUGCGCAAGCUCAGCACCUCCUGCUGCACCUACAUAGACCGCAAUACAGCUGACGUGCUGGCCAGCGAGGGCUUCCUGUCCAUGUCCAAGCCAGCCUUGCUCAUUAUGGUGCGGCGGGACUCGUUUGCAGCCCCGGAGAAGGAGAUCUUCCAGGCGCUGUGCUGCUGGUGCCGCCACAACUCCACCGAGCUGCCGGAGGAGGUGAUGGGUGCGGUGCGGCUGCCACUGAUGAGCCUGGAGGAGAUGCUGAACGUGGUGAGACCAUCUGGACUGCUGUCCCCCGACGCCCUGCUCGACGCCAUCAAGAUCCGGUCCGAGAGCAGGGACAUGGACCUCAACUAUAGAGGCAUGCUGAUCCCAGAGGAGAACAUUGCCACUAUGAAGCAUGGUGCCCAGGUGGUGAAGGGGGAGCUGAAGUCGGCCCUGCUGGACGGAGACACACAGAACUAUGACCUGGACCACGGGUUCUCGCGCCACCCCAUCGAGGAUGACUGCCGGUCGGGCAUUGAGGUGAAGCUUGGCCAGCCCUCCAUCAUCAACCACAUCCGCCUUCUGCUGUGGGACAGGGACUCACGGUCGUAUUCGUACUACAUUGAGGUGUCGAUGGACGAGCUGGACUGGGUGAGCGUGGUCGAUCACUCCAAGUACCUGUGCCGCUCCUGGCAGAACCUCUACUUCCCUCCCCGUGUCUGCAGGUAUAUUCGCAUCGUAGGCACUCACAACACUGUGAAUAAGGUGUUCCACCUGGUGGCGUUCGAGUGCAUGUUCACAAACCGGCCCUUCACACUGGAGAGAGGCCUAUUGGUGGCCUCAGAGAAUGUGGCAACAAUCGCGGCCUGUGCCAGUGUGAUUGAGGGGGUGAGCCGGAGCCGAAACGCCCUGUUGAACGGAGACACCAAAAACUACGACUGGGACUCGGGGUACACCUGCCACCAGCUGGGCAGUGGGGCAAUCGUGGUGCAGCUCGCACAACCCUACAUGAUUGGAUCAAUAAGGUUGUUGCUGUGGGACUGUGAUGACCGGAGCUACAGCUACUACAUUGAGUUCUCCACCAACCAGCAGCAGUGGACAAAGGUCAUCAACCACACAAAGGGUGGCUGCAGGUCAUGGCAGACACUUACCUUCGACAGGCAGCCUGCUUCCUUCAUCAGAAUCGUGGGGACACACAACACCGCCAAUGAGGUGUUCCACUGCGUUCACUUCGAGUGCCCAGCCCAGCUGGACUGCGAGGUGAAGGAGGGCAGCUCCGGAGAGCCUGGCCAAGACUGCCCGCCCCAGUCCCGGCCCUCGCAGCCCUCCAGAGCACAAAGCCUGCAGCCCCCCUCCCCCUCGGGGUCCUCCUCCUCCUCCACCACUGCAUCGAGACCUCACUCGCGCCACUGAGAGAGACCCAGCCACCAGCCAUGGUGCGCUCUUUGUUCAUAUAUGUUGUUGCUCUACUGUACAGGAGCCCUCUGGUCAAACCUCAAACGUUCUCAGCUCCAAUAGGCCUGUCUAUCUCUCUCUCUCUUGUUUUGAUUGUUUGUUUGAUAUGCAUAAAACUGUCAGUGUACCUACAGACAGCUGCAGCCUUGCAAGGCUGGUAGUAAUGCGUUUUGCUUUUUAUGUGAAGGGUUAAAAUGAAAAAUGUGUGCCUAGGGGGUCCUGUGAGGCUAGAUUUGAGCUCAUCACAUAAUGCAAUCUCCAUAUCUGCGUCUGUCUCCGCAGAACGGUCUAAAACAAUCUGAACGGGAGCCACUUCCAACAUCAAUAUUUUAAACGUUUAAACAACUAUUGGAAAAGAUAUGCAUGUCAACUAUAGAGCUCAGUCGUAGUGUUUUAUAGUGUAGGAUGUGUGCAGUGUAACAUCUAACAUCCCAGACAUCUAGUGACCUGGCUGUCCUCCACAUACGCCUCUUGGUUUUGGGUUCUAUGUAUCCUACUGUGUGUGUGUGUGUCUAGGGCUCAGCACCUAAAUCCUCAUCACACAGCUCUCUCUCUUUUAAACUCAUUAAUAAGAUGUGGAGAGACCUUGUUGCAUGAAAACUGAUCGGGAGAGAGCUGCCCAUGACACUACAUGAGAACCUCGCUGUGCGAAGUAAUCUGAGAUAAUCGCCACCUACAGUACACAUUAGAAAGAGUGUGUCUCAUGAGUUAGGGGGUCGGGGGAGAAGCAGUAUUUUAUAUUAAACAAGCUUCCACCGAAUAAUUUGCUCGUGGGCUUAGCUGAGGGGGCUGUAAUUGCACGUCUGAUUGAUUUGCAUUGAGAUGAAUGGCUGUGUCAGCAAGAAAGGCUGCAUUCAGCUUGCUGGUGUCACUGGGGGUUUGCUCGGCCCGCAGGACUGUCCCAGUGAGGCUCCAGGCUGGGAAACUCUGCUCUGAUUGUAAAGCAGGGUCGGUAAUUACCCAGGCCGAUGCUGUCACAAGGAUGAAGCGAGCGCAGCAGUCCUUCUCCGAGACAGAGACAGAGAGAGAGAGAGAGAGAUAGCACACAUGAAUAUUAUCCACACACCGGCUUUCACUCCUACAGGAUACAACUUUUUUUUUUUAUAAAUAAAGCACCACUCGCAUAUCAUUAUUAUAAAUUGCCUUGCUAAUUUUUGCAUUCCAGAAGAAAAAAAACGUGGGGUCUAUUUGAAAAUGCAUUUGUUAUUUGUGAAUCAGUUUAAUAAGAAAACACAAAAUCUGGUCAAAUAGUAACAUUUUCAAUUUCUAAGAGUGUAGAAACAGUGAUUUAUAGCUUUUAUUUCCUGUCAAAUCACAAUAUACUGUGUGCUUUUUCUACAUCCGUUACAGAAAAAAUACUGCAGUGCUUGGAUUCUCAGUGCUGUGGCUCAGUUAAUAAAAGCAGCAUUGCAAAUCUUUUGUGUUUUAAUCAUAAAGGUGGUGCUGGGAGGCUAGAGUGUAGGGGUGAAAGAUAAUUGAACUCAGCAAGGGGACGGCAUUAAUCAGGUACAAUAGAGCAAUCAAUAUACAAUUAAAAAAACAACCCUCUCUCCUCUGACAGCUGCAGCCAGGUACAGUUCAGCACUGCUGUGUUGUGUGUGUUUGCGUGUGUGUGUGCGUGUAUGAGUGCGUGCGUGUGUGUGUGCGCACGCAUCUCACAGACCUCACCUUACCUCAGCUCCUUUCCAGGCCCACAGAAGCGAGUACCAGAACAAACACAGUUCUAAAUUAGGUGGAAACAGACUUGGGACAGAGGGUAGGCAACACUAGCCAUGUUGUUGAUGCUAAAUAACUGGGGUCCUUUAAGACAAAGUUUUGAGAUCAAUCAGUUACUCAGAACCAGGCGAGCACUGAUGGACUGAAUGGCCUCCUAUUGUUCUUAAUUUUUUCUAAUGUUCUUAAAAUGUUUGGAGUAAAAAAAGGGGGCAAACACAAAAUCUUUUUUGUAAAAUAUACUGCUGUGUGCUUUAACAUGCAGCCUUGAUGAGGUUAAACUGCACCUGUACAAUAGAGCUUCCACAUUUUAAAGAAAUAUUGUAUAUAACUGUUAUAAAAAGGCCUUGUUUUGUAAAUUGCCUUAGAAGUAUUAUGUCUGGUUGUUGUUGUUAUUAUUAUUAUUAUUAUUAUUAUUAUUAUUAUUAUUAUUAUUAUUAUUACCGCUGUGCAUGCUGAAUCACCCACUUAGGCGCUGACUUCCAAAAGCUGAUAUAAAUUGAUUUACAUUUUUUUCAGUAUGUAUUUAUAUAUAUUUUGCUCAGUUAAGACACAUUGGACAAAAUUCCCUAAACAUUAUAUCCAGUGCAACAUUUGCAAAUUGUAUAAAACUUUUUGUAUAAAAGAUUUUGCCAAGUCAACGCCCAGGGGGCAUAAAGUUGACAUUAGGCAAAGGUGUGUGCAUGAAAUUACAAUAUGUCAACUGUUUUGUCAUUCUAAAUAUUUUCACAAAACUAACAUUAAACUUUAAAGUUACAGUGUGCAAAAGCACAUCAUGAAAAACCACAUUUUGUAGGUGAAAAAAAGCUAGAAUGAAAGUCGCUACAUUUAAAAAAUAUAUAAAAAUGGUCAAUACAAGCUAUUGGUAGUGUCUAAAAAAAAAAAUCAAAAAUUUGGAUUGUAGCGUAACAGGACUGCGGAGUCCGUAUCAUCUGAUCCGAUCCGAAACCACCGAACUCCACGUCUUCGUCAUCUGAACCUUCAUCACUGACGAUGCAAGCAAUUGUUUGAAUCAUUAAUGCACAGAGCAACUACUUCUAUGUACGUGAGUUGCGAUAUUUCCCCUCCGGCAUUAUUUGCGCAUGGUUAUUAAAAACCGGAGAGUAAUGGUGUAAUGGCAGCUCUGGAGUAAAUGUUUAGGGAAUUGUACCCAGUGUUGAUUCCUUAGUUCUUGGAGUGCCUGUGGGAGUCUCAGAUUCCUAGAAUGCCUGCUAGCACCUGCAGUGUAUAGGGUGGAUCUGCAGGGGACAGUCUCUCCUCUAUCCAAACAUCACAUCGGUGCCCCAGCCUGCACCUUCAGGGGGUGCUUCUUAAUAAAUUAGUCCCUCCAGAAAAACGCAAUUCCGAGAUCACAGAAAGAAAAAAAAACUCGGAAUUAAGCUCUACUUGCAGAAUUUAAUGCAUAGCAAAAAAAACUGAAAAGUUGUAAAAGGUUCAAGAAUAUGGCAUAAAAAGUUAAAGACAUCACUGUAUAUUAUAAUGCAGUGAGCAGCUUUUGUUCAGGUUGACUGAUGUGGCAUUCUGCAGGACUGCCUCACUGUCAAACUUCAACUUUACUUACCAAAGUGUAUAAAAGAUGUCAAUAAGCAGUUAUAUUUUUUAGUUUGUUCAAACUGUACUUCAAAAAAAUAAAUAAAUAAAUAAAUACCUUGAGUAUCUAAAUAAAAUAUGAAAAAUGUAAUACGUUUUCCAGCAAAUUUGUAGCAUAGGAACCAUUUUGCACUGGCGGAAAGAUACAUUAGAUAAAGGUUAAUUUCAAGUUUAAAAUGUUAUUGUUUUUUUGUUUUCUUUCUAUAACAUAAGCAUAGAGCCAUUUUCUAAGAGCAGUAACCCACUUAUAUUACUGCACUUCUGGGUGGUUGAAGACCGGCCUAUGUCUUACUGUUGUGAGUCAUUGCUUACUUGGCUACUUUUUCUUAUUUAUUAAUACUCAUUAGCACUAUUUAAUUGAACAGUCAUUGACACAGAAUUGGACAAGUUCUUUGCAGAAAAUCAGUUUUUCUCUUUGCAGAUGUUAGAAAAUGUUACUGCAGAUUUCCUUGGGGCCUAAUAAAUAUUUAGCAUAGUAAAUUGCAUUUAAUCUCAUGCUUUUCUCAUGGCUUUACUGUGCGUUUAUCAUAGUUUACCUUGGUUUGAUUUGUUUUUUAAUAAGCUUUACCAUGCUUUAUUACACUUUUAGAAGUGCUGUGCUGAAGAACCAAAGUCCCACGUACAACCAGACAGCACUGCUGUCGUACAAAAGGAUACAGUCACUGUGAUAGUGUUCUAGCUUCUGCAAGGUCAGCAGCCCACAGGUGUUCCUGGAUGUAAAAGCUUACAGCUUUGUUAUUUAAUCACAGCUAGCCUGCUGAGCAGUUUCUAUGCAUAGGUUUUCUUGAAGUAGCGUUUGAUUUUGACUGCACACAGUGGAGGGGAGGGGGUGCCUCAGGCACACUUUGAACUGAACCUCUUCAGAGGGCUUUAAGUGUCUUUUGUGUAAUGAGGGUGUUUGUGGGGAGCCUGUUUAGUAUGUAUUCUGUGGAUAUCUGCACAGGUUGCAAUAAAGGAGAUGUACAUAUUUUGUGUCUGUGGUUGUGAGAGGAUCUAUUUAUGUAUGACUGUACAGAGUGUGUGUGUGUGUGUGACUGGGUGCACAUGAUCAGAUAAGGAUCUAAUUAAGUUUAUCUCAGCAGAUAAGCUUGUGGUAGCACAGUCAUAUCACUCAUAAUUAUUAAAGACCCAA
This is a messenger RNA of Acipenser ruthenus (sterlet), 6536 nucleotides long. RefSeq names its product BTB/POZ domain-containing protein 9. Gene Ontology annotation, molecular function: protein binding. Gene Ontology annotation, biological process: circadian behavior; modulation of chemical synaptic transmission; adult locomotory behavior. The record is from RefSeq and is a predicted model, not a curated record. Bases 218 to 2059 code for a protein of 613 amino acids. Lineage: Eukaryota; Metazoa; Chordata; Actinopteri; Acipenseriformes; Acipenseridae. The transcript is spliced from 11 exons.